Molecule: messenger RNA, 952 nt
Organism: Coregonus clupeaformis (lake whitefish)
Lineage: Eukaryota; Metazoa; Chordata; Actinopteri; Salmoniformes; Salmonidae
Exons: 2
Coding region: 207-911 (234 amino acids)
Source: RefSeq, a predicted model, not a curated record
AGCUGCAAGCAGCCAGGGUUCAAGCUUUGGCCACAUAGCGCCACCAUCAGGACAAAUUGGCCACAUUGCUAAAUUCAAUGAUUACCAGCAGUGUAUUAUAGUGUAAUUUUGAUUAGUGAAUCUUGUGAUAUUUAUUUCAGAGCAAGAGGGAUUUGGAGCAAUAACUUGCUUGAGUGAUCAAUGGAUUGAUAUAUCUAUAAACUGUCAUGGAUCAAAGUCCAUCUCGUUCAUCAAUGGCCCCUUCUAUAGAGGAACUCACUGAAGAAAUGUCUCGAAUGGUUCAGGAGGUCAGCGAACUCACUGGGAUCUCCAUGAGCCAGAUCCUUGCAUCCAGAACCUCCUUGGGAACGCCAGUGACUUCUGUUUCCCAACUCCUUGCAUCUGUGACAUCCUUGCAUUCACCAAUGCCACCUCUUCCUAGAGCCGCUUGGGGCUCCAAGGAACAUGACUCUAAUGAGAGAAGCAUUACUAGCCAUUUGAGUGUGGAUAAGUCAUGGCCUUUUGCAAUCUACCCACGCUGUGAGGAACUGAUCCAACAAGAAAGAAUGCCUCCGCUGGAGAAGUAUCCCUCUCCUACCGUGCCAAAGAAGAGAUCGAAGAGCCGGGCAAUGUCUUCCCUGUCGCUGAGGUCAGGGUGUUCUGAACAGACCCUGACCAGUAUCCAUGAGGAAGAUGAGACUAAGGUGGUGAUGGAUAUAAUGGCUGAGGUGGAAAAAGUGGCAAGUAAAGACUUCUCCAAGAAGAAGGCCUUUUUCUGGAGGAGACUGAGAUGUCUUUGUUGCCUGGGGAAGAAGAAGGCUGCUACUACAAAGAAGACCAAGGUGGAGGAGCAUGAGCAGGAGAAUUCUGAGGUGACCCAGGAUGCUGUUUUCCCUACUGGGAUUUCCUUAAAAUGCUCAGGAAAUGAUUGAUGUCCUAAAUCAGAAUAUUUUAAUAAAAUCAGAAUAUUUUA